Messenger RNA from Ramularia collo-cygni, 636 nucleotides. RefSeq names its product related to Hsp70 nucleotide exchange factor fes1. Bases 1 to 636 code for a protein of 211 amino acids. The transcript has a single exon. The record is from RefSeq and is a predicted model, not a curated record. NCBI's taxonomy places the organism in Eukaryota, Fungi, Ascomycota, Dothideomycetes, Mycosphaerellales, Mycosphaerellaceae.
AUGGGCGACUUCAACGAACUCCUCAAAUGGUCCGUCGAAAACUCCACCUCAUCAACAACCGACCCUUCAGCUCCCAAAAAAUCCAACCUAAACCCCGAACUCCUCGCCCAACUCCUCGGCGGCCCCUCGGACGCAGACCGCAUGCGCGACUCCAUGGCCGCAAUCCUCGCCCCACUAUCCCAAUGCGACCUCCCCAACAAACUAAUCGCAUUUGAGAACUUCGAACUCCUAAUCGAACAAAUCGACAAUGCAAACAAUAUGGAACCCAUGGGUCUCUGGCCCCCUCUGAUCUCCCAACUCGACAAUCCGGAAACAGAACUUCGAAGAAUGGCAGCUUCAUGCGUGGGCGCUGCCGUGCAGAAUAAUGUCAAGAGUCAGGAAUUCGCUUUGGGACAUGGGGUUGUGCCGAAAUUGGCGAAAUUGGCGGUGGAGGAUGAGGAGUUGAAGGUUAGGAAGAAGGCGAYUACGGCGUUGAGUAGUUUGGUGAGGAAUUUCCAGCCGGGGUUGGAUGAGUUGGAGAAGAGCUUACCACAAGAUGUGUGGACGGCGAGGAAGACGGGGUUAGAUGCUGCGGAUAUGGAGGCUUGUGAUGAGAUUAUCCAGAUAUUGAGAGAUCGGUCUACGGCGAGGGGAUGA